Messenger RNA from Danaus plexippus (monarch butterfly), 4479 nucleotides. Its product is annotated as VWFA and cache domain-containing protein CG16868. The transcript has a single exon. Gene Ontology annotation, molecular function: voltage-gated calcium channel activity. NCBI's taxonomy places the organism in Eukaryota, Metazoa, Arthropoda, Insecta, Lepidoptera, Nymphalidae. The record is from RefSeq and is a predicted model, not a curated record. Gene Ontology annotation, cellular component: voltage-gated calcium channel complex. The coding region runs from base 220 to 3774 and encodes 1184 amino acids.
UGUGUUUGUUUCAAUUUUAUUGACAUCCUCGUUUAUUAGUGUUUAAGAAGUAUUUUUCGAAAUAUAUAUAUUAGUUUCCAUGAAAUUGCAAGAAGUUACCAUAUUUUAGUUAAACUGUACAAAUAAAAUAAGGAUGAAGAAGUUACGCUACUGUGAAAUUACUUACAAUUUUAAAGUGAGUUAUUCCUAUAUGUGACGGGCAAUGAUAUUAAAGAUAAGAUGAAGCUGAUAUUUCUAGUGUUCCUUUUUUAUACGAGUAUCUCUAAAUCAACAAGAGCCUCGAAUGAAACCUGCACAGAGGCGAACUCUCGAUGUGAUUAUAAGUCGAAUGUUCGGAUGUUAGCAGAUACUUUGGCUAGUAAGUUUAAUGAUAUUAUUAUUAAAGAACUCGGCAGCGAAUAUACCUCGCACUUAGAGAUACGAACAGCUCAUAAAGUAAGCCGAUAUCACACUACAGACAUCAGUACUUUAUCAAAUAUUGUAGAUAAAUUGGAUUAUAAACUGUCCUCAGCAAUUAAUAUACUAAAAGAAAUGAAUAAGGUCAUGGAUAAAAAUGAUACUCCGUCCUUCACACAUCCAUGUCCAUUUAAUUCAAUACGCAAAUCAGUCUUCAUUAAGAGAAAUGGUUUUCAUGAUUUGUCUUCCAUAACAAUGAAAACAAAUAUCAUGGGUCGUUUCAAAGACUUAAAAGUUAAAAGGCAAUAUUAUUUAUCCCAUUUAGACUAUGCUACGGACAAAGAUUGUGUAACUAUGCCACAUUCGAACUUAAGAUACCUAUACCAUAAAAUAGUGCAUCCUAAACCAAAAUUAUUUGUCUUUAUAAUUGAUAAUAACAUGAAGUUUGAAUUACUCCAACAUGCAGUUGAUAUUGCAAAAGAAAUUACUUAUUCUCUGCAACACAUCGAUCUCAUUGCCUUAAAAAUCACAAAUAUGACCAAUUUUAUGAAGUUUGAGGACACAUGUAGCAGCGACGGUAUGUCAAACUUAGGAAAUGCAACAGACAACAACAAAAUGCUUUUUCGAGAAUACUUAAACACUUUAGAAGUGGCAACCACUAAUGUAUCACCAUCGGCAAUCAACAAAGAAAUUAAAAGUUUACUUGCAGAAAAGAAAAUACCCCUUCAAAAACUUUUCAUUUUCUUAACUGAUUCCAAAAUUAUAAGCGAUGAUGCCUGGCUAAAACUCUUUCCUAUGCCUGAAAAAAAUGAGCUUACGAAAUUCUCCAUUGGCCUGAUACAAGAGAAUUCUGAGAGGAAUUCCUCCCUGAAAAUAUUACAUUUUGAGAAAAUGCAUAAUCAUUCCAACCACUCUAUGGUCAAACUGCAUAUUAACAGUGGUGAUGUUGUUGGACAAGUUGCUUCAGCAUUCAUUUCUCUCUUGCCGAGUGAUUAUAAAGAGGAGCUUAAAGCUGAAGGCCCCUCAUGGGAAGCCACCGAAAGAGACUUCAUGAUAUCUUUACUUUAUCCCAAAGCGAGUGGUAUACUGGGAUUGGAUCUACAUUGGUCAGAUCUGGCUGAAGAUAUAAUAUAUUUUAAAGGAUCAAAUGAAAACAAGAGAGCUUUUGUGAUAGAUUUUUCUGGCACAGUUAUUAUGCACACAUAUUUUCCUCGACCUGAGUCAACUACGGACAAAAUUAAAUUUACUAAUCUAGAAACGAUUGAGGCUCACAGUUUCAUGGACGUUGUUAAAAAACAAUUGCUAUCGCAAGUUACUGGAAACUACACAGUGGAGAUAAAAGAUUCUUCUAGGUCAAUAACAUAUUCAUGGAAAUGGGUACAAGAUUUAUAUGUUGUUUGUAUAGUGCACGAAGUCCACAGCAAUUCAACAUUGUUAAAUAAAAGUAAUAUAUUUUUUACUAAAACAAGCAAAGAAAUAUUGUUUCACAGGCUGGAUUUGUUUCCACCAAAAACGGGUAAAAUCUGCCGGCACUUUAAACAGAUAGCAACUAUAGAUCAGGGUACUGUUUAUUUGAGCCCUUCCAGUUUCGAGUCUCCAUUUACAUACUUAUACGAUAUGGGUGACGGUCAGGAAGCUGUUUCAUACAUGCAAAAUUAUUUGGCCUAUUUACGAAGUGUGGCUCAUGGUCUUCUAUCCAACCCAGGCUUAAAGAACGAAAUACAGCAAGAUGUAGGUUUUCUUAAUUCUAUACUAUCCUUCUAUAAACGUCAACAUUUACAUGGGCCGUAUUCUAAGUAUAUAGUUAGAAGAUACGCUGUCACUGAAAACGGGGUACUAGUAAUGUUUCCCGGCACCGUUUUGGAAUAUGAUUAUGAACCGGUCAGGAGGCCUUGGUAUAUAUUUGCUCUAAAUAAUCCCGGUACUAUUAUUUUAACACCGCCCAACUUAGAUGUAGGAGGAGCUGGUUACAUUGUAACCAUUUCGUAUGCUGUAAGAAGCCCCAUAUAUCCUACCAUGGUUGUUUCUAUGGAUGUCACCAUGGGUUUCCUUUAUAAACUAUUGAUUGAUAGUUUUUCACAAUGUGCCAUGUCGAACGUUAAGUGUUUCAUAAUGAAUAACCGGGGUUAUUUGAUCUCCCAUCCCGGGUUGAUGGAUCCCAAUAGUUCCGGACCGAUAGAGCAACAACACAUAACCCACAAGGAAUCAAUGAUAGCCAUUGACAUGUUAAACCACAAGGGUUUUGUAAAGAAAAGGUUAUGCAGCAACUUCUAUGAUAAAACUAUUCAGAGAUUUUAUGAAUUCAAUAAUUCUUUGACGAAUAUUUUGUCAAAUAUGGUGUCGGCCGAUCACUGUGUACAUUAUUACGUAGCUUCCAUUCCUGGAACCAACGCUUUUAUAGGCGUCGUCAACGCCUCUUGCAGCAUCGGGGCUUUCUGUCCAUGCAGUAUGGUAGACCGUCUGUGCCUAAAUUGUAACAGAAUGGAACAAACUGAAUGCGAGUGUCCCUGCGAAUGUAGCUCAGAGUUGUAUGAUUGUCCCAAUGCGAAUGCAACAAAACUAAAUGAAAACAUUCCUCUCUGUGGUAUGAUGCCCGAAAAUAACCACCACAAAUCACAUUUCUUCCACAAUUUCGCUGAAAACCUCAAGUCCUGUUUUGAUUUUCAAUGCGAGACAUAUCUUUCCCAUUCUUCUUGUUUGGGUGUUUUAGGUUGUGAGUGGUGUCAGAUAGACGCAGAUGGACAUUCACCGUUGGCAACUCCAUUCUGUACUUCCCAAUCUACUUGUUUUAAUGGAGUCUUGGGCGCAGUGACUCCUUACGGUGAAGGUACCUUCGGCCACAUAAGUCGAGACGCCUUCGCCAAUUAUUCCGCGAUCGGUCCAAUAGUGGGUUGCAUCGUGACAGUGAGUCUGAUUAUCGCCGUGGCUAUUUAUUGCUACCGACAGAACACUACAACUGAUAGCUGUCACAAUCUAUAUGUAGACGGCCCUGAGACUUGGCACGACCCAGACGUCCAAAUGAGUCAUAUGCCCACUGACGACCUACUCGAUCCUUCUGGUCAGGAUAAGUUGUUGGAAAUAGAGGCGCCCAUAUCUCCAUAUCGCGUCAUCACUGGAUAUAGACGGCCUCAUACCGCUGGUGGUUCAGAUCAAGGUUAUUCAACCAUGACGCCCCACGAAGACUCAGAAGCCACUGGUUUUUCCGUCAACGAUCCAACCGUUUUAUCCGACGAUACGAAAUCCGAUGCCAGUUUCCCAGCACCCCCAAAAAUCAAACCAAGAGUCAAAGUUGCUGAUCUCACAAUGACGAUUCUUCCAUGUGGCAAGAACAGUGUCCUAGCUCCCGUCACAGUCCACAGACAUAUGGAAGCCUCUUAAUUAUAAAUACUACCUCUUUUGUAAAUAAACUAUGAUAACAGUGAAAAUAUAUUAAAUUGUGUUGUGAUAUAUUAUAAUAAUAUUAUGUUUUAAAGUCAAUUUUUAACAUUUUUGUUCGAACAAACCGUAACCAGUGUAACAAAUAGCAGUUGUUAUUUUUAAAUUAUUAAUAAGAAUUUAAUUUUAAGUGAACAUAAAAUGUGUUAUUUUUAUAAACUCAUGUAUUUCAUGUACCAACUAACCGGAGUUACUACGUUUGUGUAAGUUUAAAAUAGUAGUAAACUAUCUUUACAUUUAACUGCCAUAUUUAUAUAACAAGCCAAUAUUCAGUAUAGUUUUCAUGAAGUCUAUUACAUAUUUUAGUAUAAAAAUGUAUAAAUUAUGCUAGUUUAAGCUACGGCCAACAAAUAUAUAGCAUAGGUAGCUAUUCGCCCAACUACUUAUUAUCUGUUCCCUUGAAUGGUAAUUUUUGUGAUAAUUUUACUUCAAAACUCAGUUACUUCUUAAUGUGUCAAUAUAAGUACUUAAAUAUAAUUUUACAUAAUGAAAUCCGUCUGUAUCAUGUAUACUUAAAUAACUUUAAGUUUACUUUAAGAUUGCUAUUUUUAUAUAUUACUCCAGUGCCUCCUGUUGUGUUGUAAGCAUAUUUAAUUAAGACUGAUUAGUGUUGCAUUUAUUUAAUGUAAUAAAUUUUUCAAGCGAAAA